Sinocyclocheilus rhinocerous is the source of this 3283-nucleotide messenger RNA. Its product is annotated as bromodomain-containing protein 8-like. The coding region runs from base 56 to 2425 and encodes 789 amino acids. Gene Ontology annotation, molecular function: protein binding. The transcript has 18 exons. The record is from RefSeq and is a predicted model, not a curated record. Gene Ontology annotation, cellular component: NuA4 histone acetyltransferase complex. NCBI's taxonomy places the organism in Eukaryota, Metazoa, Chordata, Actinopteri, Cypriniformes, Cyprinidae.
AGCACCGGCGGAAGUGAGUAGAACCAGCCGCGCGGCCUGUUUCAUAUAGGCGAAAAUGUCGACCGGGGUGGGAAAACACAAGAUGCUGUCUCUGGGUCCGACUGAACCCUGGUCAGUUCGGGAGAAACUCAGUCUCGCGUCCUCCGUGAUGAGAAGCGGAGAUCAGAACUGGGUGUCUGUAAGCAGAGCCAUCAAGCCAUUCUCAGAACCUGGACGACCCCCAGACUGGUUCUCCCAGAAGCAUUGUGCCUCCCAAUAUUCUGAGCUGCUGGAAACCACAGAGGCCCCAAAACGUAAACGGGGUGAGAAAGGGGAGGUGGUCGAGACCAUUGAGGACGUGAUUGUGCGUAGAUUGACGUCAGAGAGGAUUGAGGAACUCAAGAGGCUGAUCAAAGACACACAGGAUAAAUACAGGAAACUGAAGAAAGAGGUGGAUUUGAUCCAGGCAGGUCAUAUGGACCCUAAACUGGAGGAGCUGUGGGCAGAUAUAGAGCUAAAGAGGAAGCAGGAAGAAGAGGAGGCUGAGCAGAAGAAGAAGGCGACUGAGGCAGCAUAUCAGGUUCGCCAGGCAGCUAAAAACACACCAAAGAGAGUUCCCAGCGUGACUGUACGUUCUCCACCCAUUGCUAGUUCUGCCUGCAUGGACGUCUCGCAGCCAGACACAUUGCAGCCAAUGACGGACGAAUCCUGUGCCAAUCCCACGGCUCAAGGAUUGACCGUCUUCAUGCCUGUGUCAGAGGUCACGGGUCCAGGGCCUAAAGAAUCAGGUCUGGGCCCUCUGGUAGAUGACUCUCCGCAGAAGAAGCACCUUGCCCCGAAAGCCACACCACCUCCCUCCCCGCUGCUGUCUGAACUGCUGAAGAAGGGCAGUCUCAUCGCUGCCAGCUCUAGACUGGUGGUUGAAGGGGACGUGGCCACAGGUUUGAGUAAUGGAUCUCAUGGAAUUGAGCUUCACACUGCUGCAACCGCUCUGCCUGCUAUUCAAGACAUUACAGCCGAUGCUCCUACGUUAUCUCGUCUGUUGGAGAGUGCCACCCCAGUGCAGCAACCUGUCAGUGCUGAUCCCCCUAAGCCCCCCACAGUGGUCCCCCCAACCCUGGACCACCUCUCUGUGCCCAAAACAGGAGCUGCAGCCGUUGCUGAAGGUUCUGGAGCAGAAGCAGUAAUGGCAGGGUCGUCCACGCCGGCGGAGGUGGAGGGGAAAGAGGCAGAGCUGGUGGAGGAGGACACAGUGGUGUCGGUGUCAUACAUGGCACACGAACUGGACUUGGAGACAGUGGGAGACAUCAUUGCAAUCAUAGAGGAGAAGGUGGAUGAUCCCGUGGAGGCUUUGGACGCAGCCGCGGUGGAGGCGGCUCUCUCUCUCUGUGAGGACCCAGCGGUCGGGGGCCACCCCAUCACCAGCCCUUGGGAGUCACAGACCUUUAAGGCAGCUGAACCAGAGCCCAUCGUCCAGCAGAGUCCUGCCCCAGCGGUCACACAGAGCUGCCCUGACCCCGCGGGUGUGCAGGGAGAAAUGGAGGUUCUGGUAGAGGAGGCUACAGAAACCGAAGCGGUUGACGUAGUGACAGGGGACACUGUGGUGCCUGCCGCCCCUGACACAGAGCAGAGCCAGGACUCUGAGGUUAAGACGGAGGGCGAGAGGCAAGGAGAGGGAGAAGGAGGGAUGGAGGAAACGCAGCAGGAGAACAGAACCCCGAGUCCGGCCGUGAAGUGUGAGGGGGAAGACUGGGUUCAGCCAGAGACCGUGAUGCCCUGUCUGGACUCCGAGGAUAGCUCAGCCUCGGCGAAAGACACAAAGGUAUCAGCUAAUAGUCAUUUUAAAUUCUCCAUGUGUAGUGAAGAUCAAGAGGCCUUGCAGGCUCAGAAGAUCUGGAAGAAAGCCAUCAUGCUGGUGUGGCGGGCAGCAGCCAAUCACAGGUAUGCAAGUGUGUUUCUGCAACCUGUGUCUGAUGACAUCGCCCCUGGUUAUCACAGCAUCGUACACAGACCGAUGGACCUAUCAGCCAUCAAAAAGAACAUCGAGUCUGGGCAGAUCCGCACGACGGCGGAGUUCCAGCGUGACAUCAUGCUGAUGUUCCAGAACGCGGUGAUGUAUAACAGCUCGGAUCAUGACGUCUACCACAUGGCCCUGGAGAUGCAGAGGGACGUUCUGGAACAGAUCCAGCAGUUCUUGGCCACUCAGCUGAUCAUGCAAACAUCAGAAUCAGGCAUCAGCACCAAGAGCCUGCGCGGAAGGGAGGCCAACCGCAAACAAGACCCCAAUGAGAAGACCCUGAGUCCUGCACACAAAGACCCUCAUUUAGAGCCAGAACCACCAGCCAGAUGGAAAAGGAACAACUCCAAACAAGACACUUAUGAGAAGGAUGGAGGCACCAGAGGGCGUCGCAGUGCCAUUGAGGCUGAUAUGAAGAUGAAAAAGUGAACGGAGAUGUCUCACUGCAGCUGUUAUGGAAGUGCAAAUUGGCUUUAUUUCCGUUUCUUUAAGACGUUCUGGCUAAGUUUAGUUACUCAAUGCCUCAGUGGUUUGACACAGCAAUUCAACAGUCUAAUUACAGAAGGACACAAAAAGAAGGGACUUUCACAGAAACCCUUCAGUCCUAGACCUGAAAAACUGGUCAAGUGUGCUCUGAGACUAGACUCAUGGGACAGGACAAACUGACCUUGUGUUUGUUUGAGUUUAGAGGAGUUGUUUAAAAGUUUUUGACUUGAUGUCACAAAUUUAGCUGUCAUCACUGGCCUUUUAAAAAAGCUGAAUGUACCACCGUCAUGACCACUGGAUGGUUAGAAAUCAGGAUGUCAUUUUCUAGAACUGAGAAUGAAACCUUACAACCCAUUGUUCAAAACAAAGAUUACUAUCGCCUUAUCAGUUUGAGAGGAUGUGGAAUGCUGAACGACCGAGGAAAGAGCAAUAAAAGUACGCUUUUUUUCUUCUAUAGGAAUGAAGAUGGAUCCUAAGUUUCUUUAAGCUUGAUUUUUGCCCAGUCAGGAUCAUGGAUGCUUUGGAUUACAGUUAAAGGCCUACUGUACUAUGUUCAGUUUGUUUUCGUUCUUUAAGUGAGACGUAAUAAUUUGACAUCUGUACGUUUCGAAAGAACAUAGUUUUGUACAGGGUCUUUGUGUACAGUGUUUUUGUAUAUUGUGUCGUGAAAUGUUUUAAUAAAACAUGAGAGUCUGCAAUUACACGGUGUUAUUUUAAGAAUAAUUUAUUCAACUUGUGCGUUCAAACAAAAACUAUUAGUACAAAUGCUUCACUGGGAGGACAAUACCAGCUUGUCCUGUU